UUAAACAAAGAAGCAUAUUCCCACCAACGCCAAAACCCAUAAGAAAUAAUAAUAAGCAUAACUGGGUGAAACUUUGGGCAACGGCUGAAAGAGUGCCAAAAAAGGCGGCGAAAAAGAAGACUUUAGAAAAGAUAUCUGAUAUUGUACCUUUGACUCUUGGUAAUAUAACUACUAUGCACUAA
Molecule: messenger RNA, 182 nt
Organism: Scutellospora calospora
Lineage: Eukaryota; Fungi; Glomeromycota; Glomeromycetes; Diversisporales; Gigasporaceae
Source: the annotation of a GenBank genome assembly